AUGAACACUUAAUUAUUCGAAAACAUUCAGAAAAUUUCAAAAUUAGUCGAAUUUUAUGACAUUAAAAAAGAAAUUAACCAAAAUGCUGAAGCUUUUGUUUCUAACAUUUUUUCUCAUAAAUAUGAUUUUGAUAAAUUUUCCUUUUUUAUUGGGGGUCAAACUAAUUGUAUUGCAAAAGGAUAUGCAGUCGUUUUAGAUAAUCCAGAAUUAACAAAUGAUUUAGGAUAUUAAUUAGCUCUUUUAAGUUUUUAAGAUGGAAUGGAUAAUGUUGGAAUUAUUAUUGUUAGAAGUUAAAAAAAUAAAAAUAGGAAUAAUAAUGUUAUUAAGGUUUCUUUAAGGGCUGAUAAUAAAAAAGAAUCGAAAUGUAAUUUUAUUGCUGAAUAAUUCAAUGGAGGAGGACAUGCAGCGGCUGCUGGAUUUUAUAUUGAAAAUAAAUUUUUAUAGCAGUGGAAAAAAUGA
Messenger RNA from Ichthyophthirius multifiliis, 459 nucleotides. RefSeq lists its product as hypothetical. The record is from RefSeq and is a predicted model, not a curated record. Lineage: Eukaryota; Ciliophora; Oligohymenophorea; Hymenostomatida. The transcript is spliced from 2 exons.